UUGAUUCCGUUCCACAUCUAUUAGGGACGUUGGCUGUAAUAGCCAUUCCGAUCUUUAAGCACGGAUUAGGGAUUCCCUCCCAAUUCGUUACCAUCUUUUCCAUUUUCUGCCCUCGUCCACUCCGACGUUUCGCAAGAUGACAACAUUGAAAGCCAAAAGGAGGGCGAGAGCAGUGGAAAUAGAAAGGAAAAAUGAGCUUAAAACAUCACCAAAACUCCAACUCCGCAGCAGCUGCUUAAUCUCUCUCUUUUGAUGACAUUGCCGACUUCUUCUCUCUUCCCCUUAUCGACGUGCUUCCACUCUUGGCGUUUGCACCUCUGUUCUCAAGAAAAUCUGCCGUGAAAAUGGUCUCAACAGAUGGCCUCACCGCUAGCCGGAUGCAGGUUUAGCUGCAGCUAUACUGAUGCAGAACCUCAGCAGGAUAUCUAUGCUAAGGGAGAUGAAUAUCACAAAUUUAGAGAGAGUGCCAAAGAACAUCGGGAUUCUAUGAGAUCUUAUUUUAAGAAGGCUGCUACUGCAUGUUCAAAGGGAGAGUUAGAGUACGCGGCUUAUCUUUCUGAUCAGGGAAAGAUACAGACUAAAUUGGCACGGGAAGCAGAUGAAAGGGCAAGCCAGAAUAUAUUUAAAGCUAGGAACAAAGGCUUUGAAAAUGUGAUAACAAUUGAUUUGCAUGGGCAACAUGUCAAACAAGCAAUGAGACUGUAAAUUGAUCUGUCAACUCUCUUUCCUCCUUAGGUAGGUGGAAGCUUCUUGAAGAUGAAGCUUCCGUGUUACUGUACGUUGAGUUUAGCAAAAUCAUGUAUCUGACUCAGUUAUUGGUAAUGGCAAAGACUCAUGAUAGACUGUAAAUUCUUAUCAACAAAGAUAGAGUUGCUGCGUUCUUUUACUUUCAUUAGAAACUCGGUUUGGUAUGGAGCAUCUUUCCUACUGUAGGUAACCUAUUUGUUUGACAAGAAGGAAGAAUGGUUGGGGAUUGUUUUGCUUGAAGCGUUGCAGAAUGGCGCGGCAGUGCUAGAUUUAAAGAAGUUGGAAAAUCUAUUUUAUUAUAUUUUUGAUACUUAAAGUUGGGGAGUUUCCAGUGACACCCUAGUUGUUCUAUCUUCGAUUUUGUUGCUGGCAUGAGUUGAUUUGUUUAGCAUUUUAUAGAAUAGAUGAAUUAGUCAUAUUGUAUCUGUUACGUGGAUUAUGGUUCAUGGCUUUAUCUUACAAUAAUCCUUGUAUUAACCUAUUCAUCCAACGAUAAUUUCUUGUUCUGUUGGAUUCAUCCAA
Molecule: messenger RNA, 1269 nt
Organism: Gossypium raimondii (Peruvian cotton)
Lineage: Eukaryota; Viridiplantae; Streptophyta; Magnoliopsida; Malvales; Malvaceae
Product: SMR domain-containing protein At5g58720
Exons: 8
Coding region: 358-705 (115 amino acids)
Source: RefSeq, a predicted model, not a curated record